Maylandia zebra (zebra mbuna) is the source of this 1367-nucleotide messenger RNA. Its product is annotated as tyrosyl-DNA phosphodiesterase 2-like. Lineage: Eukaryota; Metazoa; Chordata; Actinopteri; Cichliformes; Cichlidae. Gene Ontology annotation, cellular component: PML body; cytoplasm. Gene Ontology annotation, biological process: double-strand break repair. Gene Ontology annotation, molecular function: 5'-tyrosyl-DNA phosphodiesterase activity; single-stranded DNA binding. The record is from RefSeq and is a predicted model, not a curated record.
CAGCUUUUAACCUUAUUACAUGAUCUUCCUCAGUGGAUGGAGUUGGGACUGAAAAACACCACACACAGCAUGAGAAACCCUACUGUGAUGUUACUCUGUGUGUAAUACACGCAUCAGGCCACCAGAGAGCAGUACACAGUUGAAUAGCAACUGUGUCAACAGUGACUUACAGGACUGAAAGCAUUGUUAUGGGAAGCCGUAAUGAGAGCCUUGAACUAGUUUGUUGAAGCUGACAUGGAGAGCGACUCUGAAACACACAGUGGUGAAGAUACUACUCCUGAUGACUGGAUGGAAUUGGCUGAUGACAGUCCUGAUGGAAGUCCUGCUUACAUUCCGGCCGACACUCCAGGUGCCAGUCCAGCCAACAGUCCUGCUGCCACACAGAAACCCUCAGAAAAAGAGGAUUUUAAACUGUCCCUAAUCACCUGGAACGUGGACGGGAUUAAUGGGGAAAAACGUCCAGAGCGUGCCAGAGGCCUGGUUAAAUAUUUAAACUUAUACAAACCUGAUGUGGUGUUCCUGCAGGAGCUCAUUCCCCCUUAUGUCCAGUUCUUGAAGAAACGGUUUGCGAGCUACCUGAUGAUUGAAGGUGCUGAGGAAGGUUACUUCACAGGGAUGUUGCUGAAAAAGUCACGAGUCACAUUUGUGGAGAGUGAGAUAGUACCUUAUCGCACAACUCAGAUGAUGAGGAACCUGCUUGUUGCUCAGGUGAUCGUCGAUGGCCAGAAGCUGUGCCUGAUGACAUCUCACUUUGAGAGCUUUAAGGCAUGUUCUAAAGAGCGUAUGAAUCAGCUGCAUGUGGUGAAGUGGAGGUUUAAACAUGCACCUGAUGAUGUCACCGUUGUGUUUGGGGGAGACACAAACCUGAGGGACGCGGAGGUGACCAAGGUGGGCCUGCCUGCAACUGUCUGUGAUGUGUGGGAGCGACUGGGCAAGCAGGAGCACUGCCGCUACACGUGGGACACCACUACUAACACCAAUCAGAAUAUUUCUACACCUGCUCGCUUCCGCUUUGACAGAAUCUACCUCCGCCCGGCUAUCAAACGUGGAGUCCCACGUCUGGCCCCUGAUCACAUGGCCUUGGUGGGGCUGGAGAAGCUGGACUGUGGACGCUACACUAGUGAUCACUGGGGAAUCUACUGCACCUUCACAGCUGAAUAGAACUACACAAAACAACCAAAAACAUGACAGUUAAGCAUUUUAUUUUAGAUCAGCUGCUCUUUAAAUUACUGUAACACUAUGCAGGAAGAUGUUCUUAUUGCCUGUAAAUGAUUUGUCUUAAUUUAAUCAGUUCAGUUUAAUUUAUUCCUCUAAUGUGUGUCUGCUUAAGUGUUUUAUGUGGUUAAAAUGGCCAAUUAAAAUAUGAA